AGAACACAUAGGUUUCAAGGAAAGGCGAUUGUUACUUUGCUAGUCAUAAAUCUAUCUUCCCAUAUUAAACCAUUUUUGAUUUUAAUUCUUGAAUGCCUUUCUGAAUUUGCUCCCUAUAUGCUAUGCUAUACACAAUUUUCUUCGUCAUCAUUUUCAAUCCACUUUUCCUAUCAUCUGGAAAAGUAGAUGGCAGCAUCUGUGAACGGCAACAACGAAUACCAACACGUUUUGUCAUAGUCAGCUUAGGCACAUUAUCGUACUGCGAAAUUUGUUUAGAGGCGAUCAGAGCAACAAACAUUCAGUAAAUAUGUCAAGAUAUUUUGAAAAUUUGUACGAAGAUUACAAUGAUUCGAAGCAUGGUGAUUCGGAACUAAUUGAUAAAGGUAAAGUUAUUCAGCUGGUAAAAAACUAUGUUCAGACUAUUCUCACCGAAACAAAAAAGAGUGCUCAUAAGCUACGAGAAGAUCUUUACGUAGGUGAUGCCGGAAUUGCAUUCAUGUUUUGGAAAUUGAGUCAAUCAAAAGAUUUGAAGGAUUUAUUCCCAUGUUUGGAACAUGCAUCUUUUUACAUAAAUCGAGCAAAACAGAUCGCAGCUGCAAAGGCUUCGGAUAGAAGAGCAUCUAUUGCGUUUCUGUGUGGAAAUGCUGGAAUAGCCGCCAUAUCGGCCGCAAUCUCAAAUGAGCUGCGAAAAUCAGACGAAGUGACUCGAAGCAUUGCGGACUUCCAGAAGGGUCUCAAAACUUGCAAAUCCAUGAGCUAUGAUGCAGAUGAGAUUCUUGUGGGAAGAGCUGGAUACGUUAGCGGUGCCUAUUGGCUGAAUCAAGUUAUACCAUCGAAACCGAUACCGAAUGAGUUGAUUAAGGAUGUGUGUAAUAUGCUGGUAUCACGAGGACGUGAAUGUGCCAUGAAACGGAAAGCCCCUCUUCCGCUUAUGUACGAGUAUCAUGAUAGUGAUUACUUAGGAGCAGCUCACGGCUUAUGUUCAAUUCUCCAUAUGCUCUUGGAAUCACCCUGGUUCACACAAACCGAUGGCGAGUUUAACAAUGUUUCAAAGACAAAAUUUGACGACAUAAAAAAAUCGGUUGAACAUUUUGCCGGAAUCCAGGACGCUGAUGGAAACUUUCCAACAAGACUUUUCAACUCGGACAAAAAAUUGAUUCACUGGUGCCAUGGCUGUUCCGGCGCAAUUUAUGUUUUGACAAAGGCCUAUCUGAUAUUCAAAGACGAAAGCUACCUGGGAGGCUGUCGAAAGUGUGCAGACUCAAUUUGGCGACAUGGUCUAUUGCGCAAAGGUCCUGGAAUUUGCCACGGUAUCGCCGGGAACGGAUAUGCCUUUUUGCUCAUGUACCGCCUUACGGGAGAGCGCAAGUAUCUCUACAGAGCGGCUAAGUUCACGGAAUUCUUGACGUCUGACACUUUUUUGGAUGGCGCAAGAACUCCUGAUCGACCAUACAGCUUGUAUGAGGGCAUCGCUGGGACCGUUUGCUUUCUGACCGAUCUACUGGACCCGCAAUCAUCGUAUUUCCCAUUCAUGGAUGUUUUCACUGUGAAAUACAGUCCUGAAUAAAGUAAUAAAUGAUAACAAAUGAUGGAAAAAUAAAUAAUUUGAUUGAGAAC
This is a messenger RNA of Aedes aegypti (yellow fever mosquito), 1617 nucleotides long. Its product is annotated as lanC-like protein 3 homolog. The transcript is spliced from 2 exons. The coding region runs from base 308 to 1567 and encodes 419 amino acids. Gene Ontology annotation, cellular component: plasma membrane. The record is from RefSeq and is a predicted model, not a curated record. Gene Ontology annotation, biological process: carbohydrate metabolic process; peptide modification. Lineage: Eukaryota; Metazoa; Arthropoda; Insecta; Diptera; Culicidae.